Uloborus diversus is the source of this 873-nucleotide messenger RNA. Its product is annotated as protein D2-like. The record is from RefSeq and is a predicted model, not a curated record. NCBI's taxonomy places the organism in Eukaryota, Metazoa, Arthropoda, Arachnida, Araneae, Uloboridae. The transcript has 4 exons. Bases 161 to 745 code for a protein of 194 amino acids.
CAAAGAAAAUGAAAAUCCACUAAACUCGAGCUCGUGUUUUAAUAGAAUUUGCAUUUCAGUACAAGGUAGUAAGAGUGAAAUUAAUGUUUAAGUGAAUUUUGAGAAUGAAAAAAUUUUAUGAUUUAUGAGUUGUGCUUCUUAAGGUUAAACGUGUUUUAAGAUGAUGCUUGCAAGUGCAGUGCAAAUAUUUAUCGUUUGCUUUUACGGAAUUGCAUUUUGCUACGGACAAACGUGCGACUUGAGUAAAUUUACAGAAGACCAAAUAGUGCCUCAUAUAAUUCCUAAAACUCCAGAUGAAGCGUUAAAGGUAUCCUAUGCAGGGGUUGAAGUAGAAUGCGGAACAGAGCUCCCAAGGGACAGAGCAGAUCCGCAGCCUCAAAUAGAAUAUACAGCGAUUAACCACGAGUUUUAUACAUUGGUUAUGAUCGAUCCCGACGCUCCGGAUCCAGAUACGCCCAAUUUUCGCCAUUUCCUGCACUGGUUCGUGGUAAAUAUCCCAGGCAGUGCAGUUUCUCAAGGAAAGGUGCUGACUCAGUACAUGAUGCCCAGUCCCCCCGCUUACUCACGAGCCCAUCGCUACAUCUUCUUGGUCUACAAACAGCCGAUCUACAUCUUCAGUCCCAGUUACAUGGAUGGAAAGAGGAGGUCCAAGUUUGAUUUGGAGAAGAUGGUUCAAGAACUGGAGCUGGUGGGUCCUUUGUCCGGAAAUUACUUUUUCACGAAACACGAAAGGAGCAAGAAGUGAGAUGCCCCCGUCCUCUUUACUUGGCAGUUUUUGAAAUUAAGUUACAAUUAGUUAAGUAUCCAGCUAUCUUCUGGGUAAUACAAAAUUUGUCACAGCAGAGUUUUUGUCAAUAAAAUUGCUUUCCUGAA